Messenger RNA from Penaeus chinensis, 1923 nucleotides. RefSeq lists its product as uncharacterized. The coding region runs from base 1 to 1923 and encodes 640 amino acids. Lineage: Eukaryota; Metazoa; Arthropoda; Malacostraca; Decapoda; Penaeidae. The transcript is spliced from 3 exons. The record is from RefSeq and is a predicted model, not a curated record.
AUGCAGACACAGUCUCUCAAAUAUAGGCUGAGCUUCGAAAAGUUGGAUAUUGCGUCGGUAAACCCAGACACUCAUGUCUCCAGCAGCAACGAGAAUUCUCAACGCAGCCAGACUGAGGAUACAGCACCAACAGCAGCUGGACCAGCAGAGACCAGAACACGAAGCAAACGACAUGCUUGGUCAAGGGAAGAAUUUAAGGAGGUGAUUUGGGCGUACCACGAAGCAAAACGGAUUGGGAAACCCAUUGUCGGCGGAGCGUUUGAGGUAUGGAGGCAGCGGAACCCCAACCUGCUGCCAACUUUGACCGCAUCGAACCUGGCCGACGUACGAAGGAACAUCGAGAAGAGGAAGUGGCUCACUGAAGUAGAGAUGGAUGAAAUUAGAAAGGAUGUCGAAAAUAACAACCAAGUAGACAGCCUGGAAGGUGAAGUCCAUCCCUCAUCCUUUGUCGAGGAGAACUCAGCACCGAAUGAAGAUCAGGCUGAACCAGUCCAACUGGUAGAACCAAGAAGUGCUGAAGGCUCUAAUGAUGACAUGGAGCGCAAAAUUAGGCUGAAGGUGGUGGAACUACAGUCGAUCGAAGUGAUGCAACGUAAAGGCCUGAACAAACUCAAGCACUCUAAACAGAACAGUGAGCUACUCCUAGCUGCCAAUUCGGCUCUUGCCAGGAUCUGUGAGAAGGAACACCUGAACCUCACAGAGAUCAACCAACUGAUUUACGCGGCGGCAGCAGCAAUCUCUGGCGAAAUCAAACAAAAGCCACCGCGUAAGCCGAAGUCUAGCGAAGGACCAAAAUGGAAGAUGAGAAUCAAGAGCAAAAUCUCACUCCUAUGCAAAGACAUAUCAGUAUUGGCAGAGCUGAAUAAAGGAGUCGCCUGCAGCUCUCUACACCAGAAGGCCAAUAAAAUCAAGAGUCGGCAUGGAAUAAGUGAACUAGCAGAGCUCAUCAGGACCCUCAAGAUGAAACUCCAGGCCAAGAACCGGCUGUUCCGCGAAGACACAAAGAAGUUCUACAGGGACCUCAAUCAGAAGCAGAAACCUGUCAUCGAACCACCAUCUCAAUCUGACGUUGAGGACUUUUGGAGGAGCAUACUUGAAGAUGGCAGGCAUCACAACACUGAGGCCGCUUGGAUCCAACGAGAAGUCGAUGCAAAUGCAAAAAUCAAGCCUGAAAAAUGGAAAGACUUCUCUGCUAUGGAGAUCAAGAAGAUCGUAAAAAAUCUCCAAAACUGGAAGGCCCCUGACCCAGAUAAAGUCCAUAACUUCUGGGUCAAGCACUUUGAUGCCGUGCACGAACAACUAGCACGAGCACUUAGUGAGGUCACCAGAGACCCAAGUAUUCUACCAGACUGGUUCACCACAGGAGUGACGUUCCUACUCACAAAAGGCAAGAACACAAAGGACCCAAAGAACUAUCGUCCGAUAACUUGCCUCCCAACAAUGUAUAAGGUGCUAACCACUUUGAUCUCUGAGAGGAUGUACGCCCAUCUGCUUGGCAGCGACGUCCUGCCAACCGAGCAGAAGGGAGGCAGGAAAGCAACGCGAGGAUGCAAAGAUCAACUCCUCGUCGACAAAGCGGUCAUAGAGGACGCGAAGAGAGGCAAACGCAACCUCAGUAUGGCUUGGAUAGACUAUAAGAAAGCCUACGAUAGCGUCCCGCACAGUUGGAUCAUUGCAGCUAUGAAGAUCUACGGAACCUGCCCGACCAUCGUCAAGUUCCUGGAAGCAGCAAUGAAGGAGUGGAACACCGAGAUGCAGCUAUAUCACUCAGGCGGCUGCAUUAAAACUGGUAGAAUUGCCCUCAUAAGAGGAAUUUUCCAAGGCGACUCCUUGUCGCCACUGCUAUUUUGUUUGUCGCUGGUUCCCCUGAACAACAUAGUAACUAGAGACAACCUAGGAUAUGUAAUGCACAAAGAGCACUGA